Messenger RNA from Durotheca rogersii, 1852 nucleotides. RefSeq lists its product as uncharacterized. The coding region runs from base 487 to 1590 and encodes 367 amino acids. Gene Ontology annotation, biological process: regulation of DNA-templated transcription. The record is from RefSeq and is a predicted model, not a curated record. Gene Ontology annotation, molecular function: DNA-binding transcription factor activity, RNA polymerase II-specific; zinc ion binding. The transcript has 3 exons. NCBI's taxonomy places the organism in Eukaryota, Fungi, Ascomycota, Sordariomycetes, Xylariales, Xylariaceae.
CUCUCGGACAUAAAGCGCGGCCGAUCUGUAGGCCUUAAUCCCUGGUCUCCGGUUUAGUUUCGACCGCUGGUUUCCAGAAUAAAGUUGCCGGGUCUAAACUGCAACAUCACAUAAUCGUCACGCCCUUAAAAAGCUCGGUUCACUUGGUGCAUUAUUAAUCCCAGUUGAAAGUCACAUUUUCUCUACAUUUCCUUGAAUAACCAACCCAUCCUUUCUCUGUUUCCCUCCUUUCCUCCCUUCCCUUCCUUAUUAUUGGAGGCCUAUCCCCCUCUCCUACUCGGAUUCUGCCUUCGAGUUCCAUAAUUCAGAGGCCUGCCCCUCCAAUUUCAACGGGAUUCCAAUUCACUUAUUUAAGCACACCCACACACAUACACGUUCUCACCCUCUCCCGCACGCCUAGACAGAGCUUGUCUACCACUCGACCCAUUCCAUAUCCUGCCCCGGUCUUACCUAAUUCCCACCCCCGUAUUAGUUUGGCCUCCCAAAAUGGAAAGCGGGAUGCCCACGCCCCCCGUCGAGGACAGUACGAAGCCGGCCGCGGCGGCGAGGAGGAACACGGCGUCUAGUACUAAGCCAGUCAAGCCAAUACAUAAUCGAGGCGGGAAACGAGCAGCUAAUCACGCUUCCCACUCCCCUGCUCACGAUCAUCCUCCUCCCCUCUCGCCACAUGCUAUCGACAACAGGCACAAGCGGGUCUGGAAAGCAUGCGAGAGAUGUCGAAUGAAAAAGACCAAGUGUGACGGGGAAUUCCCAUGUAAGAGGUGUAAAGACGAUGGCCUGGUAUGCACUGCAGGCACACGCAAAAAGACAGAAUACAAACAAUUACCCAGAGGAUAUGCCGAAGUUCUCGAGAACACCCAAUUCGCGUUAAUUGCCACGGUACAUAAGUUAUAUGCCAUGGUGAGGAAUGGGCAAACAUGGGACCUAGGAGAGCCGGAGCUCAACGAUAGAGGCCAGCCAGUGAUCCAUAACAUCGCGACAAAACUAGGGUGCAUACGACCUAAUGCCGACGCCGAUCUCCCGCCUCACUCGGUCUUCCCUGAGGAUGAAGCAGGAUUGGCGAAAUUGGCGGCUGAGUUGGAUGUCCAGCAGCGGGAAAGAGAGAAGGAAGCACAUACGACGGAGCAUCGAUCCGAGACCGAAUCAAACUGUACCAGAACCGACCGCGCAAGCUCUUCGGAGCUAGACCAUUCGGACUUUGAGCAAGACUAUAGGAAGGUGAUGAUGAGCGGGCAAAACUUGCAGACCCUGUCGCCGCAAAGCUUCGCGUCCUACGAUAUAGAAGCAAAGACCAUGCAAUCCGAGAUGGACCCUUCCAGAGGUUUAUUCGCCGUCCAAUCGCCUUCGGCUCCCACAACAUUCCCGACCUGGAGUAUGAGCAGGCCGAACUCGAUGGACCUGUCGCCGCAAUUCAUACCGGGGAUGGAUAUGGACAUGGCCGAUAUGAUGCUGAGCCAAGGAUUGGUCGAAUCCGAAUUCGGCACUAUCAAGCCUCAUAUGAUCCAAUGUGCAAACCCCGAAGUCAUGUUAGGCGUCGGGGAUCCUAUGAUCUACUCCGGAUAUAGCAAUAUGGAAUCAUUACGGUCAUGACCAAGCUCCGGGGCCCGGAGGUGUCUGUCUAGGCCGCGUUCGCCUCCCAGUCUAGGGAGGAGAGGUGGGAUGACGAGGGGAGGGGGGGGGGCCUUGUUGACUAGUUCUCUUCGACAUGCAUAACUGCACGGCGUUCACAGGUGAUAUUUCUUUUUUGGCUGGGAUGGGGAAACAUGCGCCCCCAAGUUCCUGAAGGAGCACAAAAGGUUGGGGGCAUCAGCGGUUGAAUUCCAUGCUAUAGAAGAACCUGGGCGAUCAGAGC